Messenger RNA from Dioscorea cayenensis subsp. rotundata (Guinea yam), 1406 nucleotides. Its product is annotated as carnosine N-methyltransferase-like. The record is from RefSeq and is a predicted model, not a curated record. NCBI's taxonomy places the organism in Eukaryota, Viridiplantae, Streptophyta, Magnoliopsida, Dioscoreales, Dioscoreaceae. Gene Ontology annotation, molecular function: S-adenosylmethionine-dependent methyltransferase activity. The transcript has 17 exons. Bases 1 to 1209 code for a protein of 402 amino acids.
AUGGUUAAGAAUUUGACACAGCCAGUUCAAGCAGUCCAAGGUUCACUGAGAAAAUCUGAAAAGUGUAUAUCUCUGCUGCAAUCUCCUCUCAGCAACGCUUUAUCCAAUCCUAUAGACAGGGAUGUUUGCUCAGAACAUUUGACCAUCAGUGGAAGUCAUGUUUCCAUGCAUCUGACACUCGAUGGCAAGGAAGAGAACAAUUUAGUCAACGAUGCUACAAGAAGUAAUGGUAAAGAGGGAACACAUAUUGAAAGUUGUUGCAAUGAAUAUGUGGAUAGGCCCUUAACUGAUGACCACUGCAAGGAGCCAUGUGAUUGUCACCAAUCUGCAAGCUGUUGUGAUUCUCUUACUAAUGCAAAUGUAAGUUCACCACCACGAGAUUGGUUAGAUAUGUCCUCACGGGCUAACGUACCUCUAGCUGAUGUUGACAAGGUAAGGUGUAUCAUAAGGAAUAUAAUACGGGAUUGGACGAUAGAGGGCCAAAGGGAGCGUGACCAAUGCUAUAAGCCAAUCCUUAAGGAGCUUGAUCGCUUAUUCCCUUCUCGGAGCAAAGAACGGCCUCCUUCUUGUUUGGUCCCUGGUGCUGGACUGGGGAGAUUGGCUUUGGAGAUCUCUUGUCUUGGUUUUGUUAGCCAAGGAAAUGAGUUUUCAUAUUAUAUGAUGAUCUGCUCAAGUUUUAUCCUUAAUCACACUCAGGCUGCUGGUGAGUGGACUACUUAUCCUUGGAUCCACAGCAAUUGCAAUUCUCUUUCAGACAUUGACCAACUUCGUCCUGUUUCAUUUCCUGACAUUCAUCCUGCAAGUGCUGGCAUUACUGAAGGGUUUUCUAUGUGUGGCGGAGACUUUGUAGAGGUAUAUAAUGAUGAAAGCCAGAAAGGUACCUGGGAUGCCGUAGUUACUUGUUUUUUCUUGGAUACAGCACACAAUAUUGUUGAAUACAUUGAAAUAAUAUCCAAUAUUAUCAAAGAUGGAGGAGUUUGGAUAAACAUGGGACCACUCCUCUAUCAUUUUGCAGACGCCUAUGGGCCUGAUGAUGAGAUGUCUGUUGAACUAAGUUUGGAAGAUGUGAAAAAGGUUGCUUUCCAUUAUGGAUUUGAAUUAGAGGUGGAGACCACCAUUGAAACAACUUAUUCUGCCAAUCCUCGAUCCAUGAUGCAAAACCGAUACUUCGCCCCUUUGUGGACAAUGAAGAAGAAACAAAAGCCUUAAACUCGAUGUCAUUCAUUGGUUGUUCUUCGGCAAGUGAUGUACUCAUAAUGAAUGUGAUUAAUCACAAGUUAAAUAAAAGAUUUGUUUUAUAUGUGCAUCUAGUUGAUAGUUUAUCUGAGACGAAUUUUCGAUAAAAUGUACUGAUUUAUCUGAGAUUGGACAAGUAAAAUGUCUUAUUGCUUGAAAAAAAUUUGUUU